AUGACACGAUCAGGACGGAUCAGUCGAAUCGCCGUCAUCGGCGCAGGCCCCUCUGGUCUCGCUGCAGUCAAGUACUUGCUUGCGGAGCAAUACUUCGAGAAAAUCGAUGUCUUCGAGCAGAGAGCCACGGCCGGUGGCGUCUGGAAUUACACUCCAGGCCCUCUGAAGGACAAUCUCACAAGCACCGUCCCCCAAACUGACCCCCACCAGCCUCCGGAAGGGCCAAUCUGGCACACAACAGAGGGGCGGCAGGAGCCUACUUUCAUCUCCCCCAUCUACGAAGCACUGGAAACCAACCUCCCCAAGGAGAUCAUGCGGUACAGCGACAAAUACUUCGACGCGAAGACGCAAGUCAUGCCUACGCAUGCCGCCGUGAAGGAUUAUCUGCAUGACUAUGCGGCAGAGAUCCGCGGUCUGAUCCAAUUCGAGACCCAGGUCUCGGACGUCCGGAAAGACGUCCUUGGCGCAGGGAGCUGGUCGGUCACCACGAAGAAUCUGCGCACGGGAGACGCAAGAACCGACGCGUACGAUGCCGUGGUGGUUGCUAGCGGCCACUACGAUCUCCCGUUCACGCCCGACAUCGCGGGCAUCACGCAGUGGAACGAGGCAUAUCCCGGCGUCAUCUUACACUCCAAGCUGUAUGACUCUGCCGAGCAAUUCCGGGACAAGAAGGUCAUUGUGGUGGGCAGCUCGGCGUCGGGACUGGAUAUCGGUAACCAGAUCAACCCCGUGAGCAGGGGCAAGGUCAUCGUGUCCGAGAGAAACCAGACGCUGCUUGCUUCCUCCGCGGGGGACACCAGCAAGGUGUAUCGGCCGCAGAUCGUGGAAUUCCUCCCGCCUGACUCCCACAGCAGAGCCGUUCGCUUUGAGGACGGUCACGUUGAGGCGGAUAUCGACGCUAUCGUGUUCUGCACCGGGUACCUGUACACAUAUCCGUUCUUGUCGGCGCUAGACCCGCUGAUCAUCACCAACGGCCGGCGGGUGGUGAACACAUAUCAGCAUCUCUUCUACAUCCCCGACCCCACCUUGGUGCUCAGUGCCCUUCCGCAGCGCAUCGUUCCAUUCCCGUUGUCGGAGAACCAGGCGGCCGUUUUUGCGCGGGUGUUCUCGGGACGCCUGAGUCUUCCCUCGAAAGAUGCAAUGGAAGAGUGGGAACAGUCGACUGUUCGUGAGAAAGGCGAAGGGACGCCCUUUCACCUUCUUCCCUUUCCGCAGGAUGCGGACUUUAUAAAUUUCUUGCAUGACUGGGCGGCAGAAGCCGAGUCCCGACGGGGACUCGAUAAUGGAGGCAACGGCAAACAGUGCAAUUACUGGGGAGAAAGGGAGAGGUGGAUUCGCGGGCAGAUCGCGGAGAUCAAACGCACGUUUGGACAGAAAGGUGCUGAGCGUGGGUUGGUCAAAUCUCUCGCACAGCUCGGGUUCGAUUUUGAUAGAUGGAAACAGGAGCAGGAGAGCUCGGCUGGUGCAUCUCGUCUUUAA
Aspergillus japonicus CBS 114.51 is the source of this 1479-nucleotide messenger RNA. Its product is annotated as putative flavin dependent monooxygenase. Bases 1 to 1479 code for a protein of 492 amino acids. NCBI's taxonomy places the organism in Eukaryota, Fungi, Ascomycota, Eurotiomycetes, Eurotiales, Aspergillaceae. The transcript is spliced from 2 exons. The record is from RefSeq and is a predicted model, not a curated record. Gene Ontology annotation, molecular function: flavin adenine dinucleotide binding; N,N-dimethylaniline monooxygenase activity; NADP binding.